AAAACAAAUCAAAACAUUUUCAAAUUCCACAAUUUAAUUUGAGUUCAUAAGAAAAAAUAUAUAGCCAUAUUUGCAUUUUUUAAUACCCUUUAAAUUUCUUUAAGCUAUACCAUAAUUAUAAAUACAUAUUUUGUAAUUAUCUUUUUAUGGCUUAUCUACUAUCCUCUCCUUGCCUUCCACAAAACAUGCUACUAGAACAACAAUUUCUCCAACAUCAACUCUUCUCUAAUUCAUGGAACACCCUCGCAAAAAAUCCUAAAUACACUCCAUUUUCUAGUAGAUUUGAUCGUGUUAUAAACCCUAAUAGCGUGAUUAGAAAUGCAUUAAUGAAAAGUUAUGACGUAUUGCCUAAGGCUGAUGAAAGAGAACACGAGUUUCUUCUUGCACAGAAGUUAGAAUUAGAAGAGGAUCCUAGACUUUUGAGCGAAAUAUGGAGAGAAAUCCAAGGGGAAAAUGAUUGGGAAGGGUUAAUAGACCCUAUGAACUCCCAUCUUAGGCUAGAAGUUCUACGUUAUGGUGAGUUUGCUCAAGCUUGUUAUGAUUCCUUUGACUUUGAUCCUCACUCUAAGUAUUGUGGAUCUUGCAAGUAUACUACUUCUGAGUUUUUUGACAAAUUGGAAAUGGCUCACCAUGGCUAUGAUAUUUGCCGGUACCUUUAUGCAACCUCAAACAUCAAUCUUGAGAAAUUCUUCCAAAAAUCAAGAAGCAUUAGGAGCAUAUGGAGCCCCCAUGCAAAUUGGAUGGGUUAUGUUGCGGUCACAAGUGAUGAAGAAGAGAUACGAAGGCUAGGGCGCAGGGACGUACUCAUAUCAUGGCGGGGCACGGUCACAUACCUUGAGUGGUUACAUGACCUCAAGAACAUACUUCGUCCUGUCCACUUUAGAGACAACCCACACGUCCAAAUCGAGUCAGGGUUCUACGAUCUCUACACCACUAAAGAAGAAAAUUGCAAGUAUUGCUCCUUUUCAGCUCGAGAGCAAGUCCUAGCUGAAGUAAAGCGAUUGGUAGAGUUGUACAAAGACGAGGAGCUUAGCAUAACAAUUACAGGGCAUAGUUUAGGUGGUGCACUCGCGUUACUUAGUGCCUAUGAUAUAGCCGAAAUGAGGUUGAACAUUAUUCGAGAUAAUAAUAAUUGUACAAAAAAAUUGCCUAUCUCGGUGUUUUCCUUUGCAAGUCCUAGGGUUGGAAAUCUCAAGUUUAAGGAAAGGUGUGACGAGUUAGGAAUUAAACAACUUAGAGUCAUCAAUAUCCAUGAUAAAGUCCCAACAAUGCCAGGUCUCAUAGCCAAUGAGAAAAAUGACUUGCAGAAAUUUUUAGAAGAAAAAGUCCACUUUCCGUGGAGUUAUGCCCAUGUUGGAACUGAACUUGCAUUGGAUCACACACACUCGCCUUUCCUUAAGCCAUCAGCGGACAUAGGUUGUACGCACAACCUCGAGGCUCACUUACAUCUCAUUGAUGGUUACCAUGGAAAAGGCAAGAAAUUUAGUCUUGCUACAAAGCGAGAUAUAGCUCUCGUUAACAAGGAUUCAGGCUUUUUAAAGUCUGAAUAUGGAGUUCCCCCUAAAUGGAGACAAGACCUUAAUAAAGGUAUGGUGAGAAAUAGUGAAGGACGGUGGGUGGUCCCUGAACGACCACGAGUCGAGCACCACCCACCUGACACUGCCCACCACUUUGCGCUUGCCAUGAAGGUUGCGUAUGACCCACGUUUGAACUUCUAGGACUAGGAUGGGUCUAAAUGUGGUUUGUGGCUCUCAAGUUAGAUUGUACAAAAAUAUCAUUAAGUUGUUUAAAAAUUAUAUUAAAAGGACCAGAUAGCUACUUAUCAGUGGAUGUUGACAACCCAUUGUUUCUCGAUGUAGCAUUUGUAUGUUACGUCCUAAAAUAGUACUACGUUAGGGGCCUCAUAAAUUUGCAUUGGGGAUCUUGGCUAUUCAAGACUUGAAGUGUAAGUUGUUUGGAACUAUGCAUAUGUACUUAAUUAUGCUAUAAAAUAUUCUAUAGCAAGCUCAUACGCUUAUACUUUUCUGUUUCAUUAUAGUUUCAAUUAGAGGUGUUUAUUCGAGUUAUUAAGUUAAU
Amaranthus tricolor (Joseph's coat) is the source of this 2076-nucleotide messenger RNA. Its product is annotated as phospholipase A1-Igamma3, chloroplastic-like. Gene Ontology annotation, molecular function: glycerophospholipase activity. The coding region runs from base 147 to 1718 and encodes 523 amino acids. Gene Ontology annotation, biological process: lipid metabolic process. Lineage: Eukaryota; Viridiplantae; Streptophyta; Magnoliopsida; Caryophyllales; Amaranthaceae. The transcript is spliced from 2 exons. The record is from RefSeq and is a predicted model, not a curated record.